CAGUGAGGAAAGCUCUCGUUAAGAUGAAGCAAAGUCUUGUGGUACUCGUUUGUCUCUGUGUCCUUAUCUGGGCAGUGUUAGGUGCCCCUAAUUCAAUAAGAAGGAGCUGCUGUCUGAAAUAUUCAGCCAACUCACCCCCUAUUGGAAGAAUCCUGAGGUACAGAAUUCAGGAACAGAAUGGCCAUUGUAGAUUUGAUGCUGUGUUAUUUUUUACCAAACGCGGUCGCAUCAUCUGUUCAGAUCCAAAUGAUGAGAGAGUGCAAGAUCUUCUGAAAAGAUUUGGCCAAAGAAAGCAGGAAAGAUAAAGAUGACAGUGAUCUUCUUUGACUGACUAUUGGCUAUAAAGAGUAUUCAAAUGGAAAAAUGCAUUUUUAAUUUCCAGCUGUUCCACAAUUUGCAAGUUUCCAAGGAAUCCUGAAAUUUAUACAUCAAAAUUAGAGUCAAAUCUUCAAACAAUGUUGGUCUAAUUUGAUCUGCUCAUCAGUGUGUGUUAUCCCUCUAUAUUACUAAUUGAUUUAUUUGGUUUUAUUAUGAUUACUAUAGCAGCUGAUCAAAUAGUGCAUCACCUGUUAAUAGUCAGAUGUUUCACUCUGGAAUCCCUCUUCUGUCCAUUAUAGUAUUCUCA
This is a messenger RNA of Hypanus sabinus (Atlantic stingray), 625 nucleotides long. Its product is annotated as C-C motif chemokine 17-like. The coding region runs from base 24 to 305 and encodes 93 amino acids. Lineage: Eukaryota; Metazoa; Chordata; Chondrichthyes; Myliobatiformes; Dasyatidae. Gene Ontology annotation, biological process: positive regulation of ERK1 and ERK2 cascade; cellular response to type II interferon; inflammatory response. Gene Ontology annotation, cellular component: extracellular region. The transcript has 3 exons. The record is from RefSeq and is a predicted model, not a curated record. Gene Ontology annotation, molecular function: chemokine activity; CCR chemokine receptor binding.